AUGACCUUUACGCAUCGAAAUGAUGAUUCCAUCGACACAAACGGAGUUGGUCCAAUCGGCGCUCCUCUAAUCCAAUCGGAACCUAGUCCCGCCGAGGGCGUCAGAGGUGGCUUCCUUCCAUCGCUCUAUAGCGACAACCUCGAAGAAUUCUGCUUUGACGAUAUAUUUGGAGGGCCUUCAGACGAGGCGUUGGAGAGCUUCUUUACCGACAUUUUUAGUAUCCCGUCUUUUCCGCGAGCCAAGACUGCUGAUGGCCCAGUGUUGCAACCUCUUCAGUAUGAGGGACCUGUCAUUCGAGGCUACAGAUCCGAUGAUGAUGUAAUACGAGCCUAUUACCAAUUGAUUCAUCCCGCCUUCCCUAUUCUUCCUCCACCGCUGGAGGGCUCGCCAGAGGGUACGAACCAUAUAUCCAAGCCCUGGACCCCGACCUGCCAGUCCUUUUCUGACUAUAAACCUACCUCGCCUCUGAUUCUCGCUCUGCUGUCGGUUCUCACCCUUUUGCCCCAUGCCAAUAAUGUGUAUACGCUGGAAAAGGACAGUCUUGAAUGCCGGGCUACUUUCGCUCAGUCUCUAGCCCAAUGUGCGUUUGAGUCAAUCGAGACUGGACCAACUCCAAAUCAGCCAACUUGUUAUUCCUUGUCACCAUCCACAUUCCAUUCAAAUGUGCCGGCAGAGGUAGAGGCUCCCCUGGCCUACUGCGUCCUCAGUCUCUACCAAUAUCUCCAUCGCGGGGAAAUGACACAAAUGGUACUCUUGGCAAACGAGGCCUACGAUGCUUGCGUGCGUCUAUCCCUCCACCAGUUCGCGGAAGAGAACAACGUCUUUACGGAAGCUAUACGAAGAACAUGGUGGAUGACUGUAAGCGUGCAAUUCAACACCACGACCGAGACAAAGCCCCCUGACCGACAAUAUUCUUAG
Molecule: messenger RNA, 918 nt
Organism: Fusarium sp. VM40
Lineage: Eukaryota; Fungi; Ascomycota; Sordariomycetes; Hypocreales; Nectriaceae
Source: the annotation of a GenBank genome assembly